Molecule: messenger RNA, 2120 nt
Organism: Aedes aegypti (yellow fever mosquito)
Lineage: Eukaryota; Metazoa; Arthropoda; Insecta; Diptera; Culicidae
Product: 4-coumarate--CoA ligase 1
Exons: 5
Coding region: 304-1998 (564 amino acids)
Biological process (GO): long-chain fatty acid metabolic process; fatty-acyl-CoA biosynthetic process
Molecular function (GO): long-chain fatty acid-CoA ligase activity
Source: RefSeq, a predicted model, not a curated record
UAAAUAAUUCGGCUCGAACUCGUGUUUUAAUUGCGAGUCUUCUUCAUUGAAGCACAGUUCACAGUUCCCUCUAGUAUUACUAGCGAAUCUACGCGAAGAGUCCCCGGCGGGGUGUGGUGUGAUAACAAACAAUCAUCUGAAUUGUACAAUUUACACACUGCCUGCCCGUCAAGAGAGUAUGCGCUUGUAAUUAAUCCUCCUUCUAGUCGGUAGAUUGUACAAAAGUUAGUCGAUUGGCGACCGGUCGUUCGAGUGGUUCAAAUUUUCAGUAUUUGCGAAAAGAUUAGUUGUAGAUUUUGAGUGAUGGCUACUUCAGCGGGACUCGAUGAUAGCAGGUUCAUAAUCAGUGGCGGACCCGUUCCGCAGAAUGUCACCGAAGGGCAUGGAUCCCUGGGGGCGUACCUCAGGAAUCGCAUGCGACUCAAUGGCAACGAUGUCGGUCUUAUCGACGGAGUCUUCGGUACGGAGCUGCGCUAUCUGGAACUGCUGGAACAAACCGUCCGGCUGGCCGAGUGCUUACGAACGCUGGCCGAUGUCCGCGUGGGAGACGUCGUAGGGAUCGUCAGUGAAAAUCGGCUCGAGUUCCCCGCUGCGUUGUUUGCUUCGAUCUUCCUGGGAGCGACCGUAGCGCCCAUCAAUCUGACCUACAGCGAGCGUGAACUGGAUCAUGCCUUUAACCUCUCGAAGCCAAAGGUCAUCUUCGUGUCGCCGUUUUCGGCCGAUCGGGUUGUGGCGGUGGCCCGGCAAAACCGGCACAUCGUCCAGCGGGUGAUCCUGUUCGGCGAGGAGAACCCCUUCGGAAGCGAUGUGCAGCUGUUGGAGGAGUUCCAGAAACCGGUCUCGUUCGUCAACCCGAUGAACUUCUACAUUCCGCCGGUCGAUGUGGACAACCAUGUGGCGCUGAUCAUGUGCUCGUCGGGGACGACCGGACUGCCGAAGGGAGUUCAGCUGACGCACUACAAUCUGAUGGCCAGUAUCGCGCUGUUGAAUUUCGCCAGAGAAAGGGAUGAGGUGCCAUCUGGAGAAUCCUCGGAACUGCUAGAACCCCCACCGGGAGGAAUCGUCCUGCUCGGCGUUCUUCCGUGGUUCCACGCCUACGGCUGCAUGACUCUGAUCAACGUGGUGUGCAACAAGCAGCUGCUCGUAUCGCUGCCCAAGUUCGAGGAGGGUCUCUUCUUGAGCUGCAUCGAAAACUACCGCUGCACGAUGGUAUUCGUGGUGCCCCCGUUGGUCGUGUUCCUGGCCAAGCAUCCCCUAAUCGAGAGCUACGAUUUGAGCAGCGUCGAUACGCUGCUUUGUGGAGCGGCACCGCUGAGCAAGGAGACGGAGGAUUUGGUUAAGAAGCGGUUGAAGGUGAAGCACGUACGCCAGGGAUACGGCAUGAGUGAGACUACACUCGCCACGCUGGUUCAGAGCGGCGAGGGACACAAGUCUGGGAGUGUGGGGAUCGUUCAGGUGGGAACACUGGCGAAGGUGAUCGACCCGAACACGGGUAAGGCCUUGGGACCGAACCAGCAUGGGGAGUUGUGCUUCAAGGGGUCGCAGAUUAUGAAGGGCUACAUCGGUAAUGAAGCGGCUACGAAGGAGACGAUCGACGCGGACGGGUGGUUGCACACCGGGGACAUUGGGUACUAUGACGAGGAUCAUGAAUUCUUCAUAGUGGAUCGGUUGAAGGAACUGAUCAAGUACAAGGCGUACCAAGUGCCACCGGCGGAGUUGGAGGCAAUUUUGCUGACGAACCCGAAGAUCAAGGACGCCGCUGUGAUCGGGCUGCCGGAUGAGAGCGCCGGGGAACUUCCGUUGGCGUUUGUGGUCAAACAGGAAGGAGUGGACAUGAGUGAGGCCGAGAUUAAGAAGUACGUUGCCGAUCGGACGUCACCGGCCAAGAGACUUCACGGCGGUGUGAGAUUCAUUGCGGAAAUUCCGAAGAACCUAAGUGGAAAGAUUCUGCGGAGGGAGCUGCGCGCACUGCUGCAGAAACCGAAGUCGAAGCUGUAGGGUUUGGGCUGUCUGUGUGUGAGUGCAAUAAUGGUUACCAUGAAGGGGACUGUAGCUUCCAGUGGAGUUCCGAGUGGUUUUUAAUUUGAAUAAACGCCUACAGUACAGCUAUAGGGAAUGGA